Molecule: messenger RNA, 3324 nt
Organism: Klebsormidium nitens
Lineage: Eukaryota; Viridiplantae; Streptophyta; Klebsormidiophyceae; Klebsormidiales; Klebsormidiaceae
Source: the annotation of a GenBank genome assembly
CGGCCGCGCUGGCACUGGCAGCAGAAGGCUGAGAAAAUGGCGGCCAGCGCCAGCGGAAAAGUUUCAAGUAGCUGCCAAUGUACAUAAGCCCUGGCACAAGCUUUGCAACUACUGCAAGAUGAAACAGAAGACUCUGUCAAACGCUUCGAUGAUUUAUACCCGUUGAUGCUAGAAGUGGUGGUGCUAAUGAAAAUUGAGCAAGCGGAUUGCAUUGGUCAGCUGCCCUGAUACUGCAUUGAAUCAGUGCACAAGUGGUCAGGGCAGUACUUUCUGUCCUCCAAUCAGGAUUCUGAUCUUGCUGCACGAGAGCACAUGUGUGAAUAUGGCGCCUGCAAUCAGGGCAGUCUUGUUCUUGAUCUGUCUGCUUAGCGGCAUCCUCACUGUCAAUUGUCAAACUGAGGGAGUUUCGCGGGACGAGGCGCUCGAGCUCCGAGACGAAGUGAAGUCCAUGUUCUACCGUGCAUACAACAACUACAUGGAGCACGCAUUCCCGCUUGAUGAGCUGCGGCCGCUAAGCUGCAGUGGGGAAGAUUCCUUGGGGGGCUACUCGCUUACGCUAAUAGAUGCUAUGGACACCCUCGCACUUCUGGGAGACAUAAAGGAGUUUGCCAGGGCCGUACGAUGGGUUUCGUGUAAUGUUAACUUUGACAAGAAUCAGACAGUGUCCGUGUUUGAGACCAACAUCCGAGUGUUGGGUGGUCUCUUGUCCGCACACCUCUUGGCGUCGGACCCCAGCACAGGCAUGGCGGUGGAGCAAUACACUGGGAAGCUGCUAGAGCUGGCGGAAGACCUGGGGCGGCGCCUGCUCCCGGCGUUCUACACUGCAACAGGCAUCCCCUUCGGCUCGGUCAAUUUGCAGACCGGCGUCCUUCCUGAGGAGACCACGGUGACGUCUACAGCAGGCGGGGGUACGUUGGCGUUGGAGUUCGGCAUGCUCAGCCGGCUGACCAAAGAUCCAGUGUUUGAAGACAUGGCGCUCAAUUCGCUGCGCGGCCUGUGGUCGCGCCGGUCCCACCUCGGUCUCGUUGGAGCGCAUAUUGACGUCUACUCCGGCGAAUGGACGCACAGGGAUGCUGGCAUUGGGACCAGCAUCGACUCGUUCUACGAGUACCUGUUGAAGGGGCAUUUGCUUCUGGGCGGCGACGAGUAUCUGCAUAUGUUCCGCGAGGCAUAUGCCGCCGCACAGCGGCACCUGCACCAGCCGCCGUGGUACCUGGAGGUCAACAUGGAUGACGGGAUGGUCGUCUGGCCGCUUUUCAACAGCCUCCAAGCAUUCUGGCCGGGACUGCAGGUCCUGGCGGGUGACGUGGAAGCUGCCGCGCAGACGCACGCCGCGUUCUACGGAGUCUGGCGACGCUUUGGCUUCACGCCCGAGGGUUUCAAUCUCGUCAACCAAGAUGUGCAGCCUGGCCAAAACAGCUAUCCGUUGCGCCCUGAACUGGCCGAGAGCACGUACUGGCUCUACCGCGCGACACGCGACCCGAUGUACCUCCACGUGGGCCGAGAUAUCGUGGCAAGCAUCCAGUAUGGUGCCACGUGUCCCUGCGGCUACUGCCACGUCACGGACGUCCAGACGCACGAGAAGGAGGACCACAUGGAGAGCUUCUUCCUCUCCGAAACGGUGAAAUAUCUGUGGCUGCUGUUCGAUUCGGCGCUCGAGGGGGACAACCUGGUGGAAAACGGACCUUACCCGUACGUCUUCAGCACGGAGGGCCACUUGUUUCCGAUCCGCCCCGACUUGUCCCUUGAGCCAUUCACCGAGUCGAGGAGCGAGACGGAUCCAAAGGAGCAGCCGGAAGCUGCUACUGAACCACUCUCAGAAGGGCGAUCAGAACCCUCUUCUCCGCGACUGGAAGGGUCGCCUUCGGCAAAAGGUUGGCCUGUAGAAUCGGAAACGGAUGGGAAUUUUGGAAAGCAGAGGAACGAACGUACUUCAGAAGGGCGAGAGACUCUAGCGGGGUCCAGUAACGCUUUGAAAGACUUUGACGGUAGCCCUUCGAGCGGAACUGGUGAAGACGGAAGCGGAACUGCUGACGACGGGAAGAGGGGGCUAAAUGCGGAAUCGGUAAAAGUUGCGGAAGCCGUAGGCGUAGAUUCCUUAUCGGGCGUUGUGAGUGUACGGGAAGAUGGCCCGGAGUUGAUCUCGAGUGAUGGAAAGGCUGUAAAAGAUGGUUUUAGUGACGCUCAUAAGCCGCUGUCUGGACGAAGCGUGACGGUGCAAUCCGCGGAAACGGAGCGGCUAACAGAGGAAGAGAACGGAACUGCGGCUGGAGCGGGACUGGCCGCGGUAUUGGCCACGGAAACGAAGGGACGGAAUACUGGCGCCCCUGUGAGCGAGCUCCCGCUCUCUAAUGGCGCUCUUUCUGACGUCAGCCAAGAAGACGUGGCUGGAGACGCAAAGUCGACGGCUGACGUCAGCAGCCCAGGCAGCGAGGCACCGCGGACGCUUCCGGACCCCAGCGAGAGUCCAACCGACGGCUCUGGUGCUGCCACGUGUCCUUCGCCGAAUGUGGCAUCCCCUCUGCAAGGCGUCAUCGAGGCGUCAGCACAAGAGGAGGCACUUGAGGACCCGGCUCGCGUCAAUGACGUCAGCAGAAACGUCACGGAAGCAACGGAAGGAGAGGAGGCCACGUGGGACAUCUGGACGGAUGAGGGAGUUGAGCCCUUGGUGGGCCGGUGCCCCGCCCUGUCCUUCUGGCGCCACGUGGGCGUUCACAACAUGGUGCCGUUUCCCCCAUCCGCUGAUACGGUUAUCAACCACGAACACAUACUGGCACGUCACAAGCAGCGACAGAUGCACCAGAUGAAAAUGGCCUCCCUCUUCCAGCAGGCCGCGCAGGCUAACGGCCAGGCCGCUCCCCUCCCCCCGGGUCAGAAGUUCGUGGUUUCCGUUAACCAGCAGGGGGCGGACAGGACUAGCCAUCAAAGUCGAGCUUUGUCAAGGCGAUCGGACCACUCGUUGUCCGUGAACCGGGUGCUUAGCAGUUUCUCUCCCGCGAUGUGAAGACUCUACCUUGGCGGGUUGUUUGGCGCAUGCCGACGGCAGACAAUUCAUUACGAACGGCUUGCACGAUGGGAUCCUGGAAGAACUAUAGGACCCAUUGCUAGCGACGGGCCCGGAAGACAGGAGCAAAGACAGCCUGCGUACCUCUUUGCAUACAAUUGUUCGUUUGGAGUAGAUAGGCUAACAGCCGCUAUUGCUUGGCCACCGCACGGCAACGUGCCGUCCGUGAAGCUCAGGGCCAAGGGCAGUUACAACUUCUCCGAAAUUCCAGUGCGUCGUGAUAACUGAUAAGGCUGCUUUGGCGACUACCGCGUCCCACG